AUGCGCUGGGGUAGACGGGCUGCUAGUCCCGAGCUUGAGGCUUCCGACGGGGCCCUUCCCCGUGAGGGGAGGCAGAGCCGCCGGCAGCCGCCCGCGCCACUGACCGCCUCAGGAGGCGUCUACCGGCUCGCGCCUAACGGCCAACGGCCGCUGCCAACGGCCCCCGCUAACGGCGGCUGGGGCGGGCGACAGUUUCUGCCCUGCGCCGCGGCCGCUCUGCUCCUCGCAGCCGCGCUGGGUCCCCCCGCCGCCGCCGCCGCCUUCUCUUCCUCCUCCCGGGCGGGCAGCCCCGGCGAGCCGCGGAGCCGCGUGCAAGUGCUGGGCGGCUCCAACUGGAGCCUGGUGUUGCAGGGCCAGUGGAUGUUGGAGUUCUAUGCUCCUUGGUGUGCAGCUUGUCAACAGAUUGAAUUGACGUGGGAGAGUUUUGCAAAGGAAAGCGAGCAUCUGGGUAUCACUGUGGGAAAGGUGGAUGUCACUCAAGAACCAGGUUUGAGUGGUCGUUUCUUUGUCACAACACUUCCUACAAUUUACCAUGCAAAUGAUGGAAUAUUUCGCAGAUACCGAGGCUCACGAACAUUAGAAGAGCUUCAAGGUUACGUUUUAGAGAGAAAAUGGAAAGCUGUGGAGCCCGUAGCAGGAUGGAGGUCUCCAUCUUCUAUAAUGAUGCACGGUAUGGCAGGGGUAUUUCACCUCUCUGGCUGGAUCAGGCAAAUUCAUAGCUACCUCACUGACACUCUUGGAAUUCGUGUUUGGAUUUCUUAUGCAAUCUUCUUCUUAGCUACCUUAUUGAUUGGCCUGUUCCUGGGUUUGAUACUGGUUUUGAUUUCAGACUGCCUUUGCCCAUCCAAGUCAAGAUACAGAACUGAAACAUCUGAUGAAGCAAUUACAAAGGAUAAUGUGGAGAAUGCAGCAUUAGAAGAACCGGAGGAGGCUGCAGAGCUUUCCGCAGAUGAUGCGGAAGAGACUGCAGAUGCAAAAGAUCUCUCAGAUGGAGAAGAUGCAGCAAAUUCAAGUGCUGAUGACUCAGAGGAGGAUUUAGCACUUGGAAAAGAAUCAGGGGAAGAAGAAAUGGAAGACUUAAGUGAACAGCCUUUAGCUGAUUCAGAGACUGAAAGCUCAGUAAGGCAGCGUAAAAGUCAGGUAGCUGAUAAUGGACUAUAGCUGUUUUGGUGGUGUAUUUUGUACACUUGGACCAAAGAAGUAUCAGACCCUGCGUCUGAAGCUGAAGCUUACACUUGAUUUGUCAUUUGUGUUUACGCAAAACCUCUGCUCUGUCAGCAGGCUUCUCUUUUUUUUAGCUAAUACUUGCUCAUUGGGUUUGUUUUAUAAGCACAUAUGCUGUGUAUUGUAUAACUUUAGCCAUGACAAUCAAAAUAAGUGUAUCUUAUUUGCUUGAAGUCUUGUAAGAGAAAAGGGGUGUUAUAGAGUCUCAGUUCACCAGCUAUAAAAUGGUUAUUUAUGCCUGUGUUCCUUCUUAAGUACUGACCUAAGCAAGAUCAGGAGUUUUAACUCUUUGCUGUAGCUUGGCAGGACUGUGACUUUUCUGUCUGAACGUCUGUUUCCAAAUGCCGCAGAAGCACCAGAGAAGUGAUACAGUAGUGAAAGAAGGCACCUUACUAGUCUUCUAUUAAAGAUGUGUAUGAUGGGAUUAUUUUUAUCACUUUCAACUGAAGCACCUUUCUCUUUCAUUUUUAUUAAUGUUUGUUUUGAAAUGUUAUCGUGCAGUAUGCUGCGUGCCCCCAGAUUUUUCUGGUUUUGGUGAUUUGGAGGCAUGCUGCACAGCUCAGGCUUGUCAGCUGAGGGUUUUUUUGACCCAAGGAGUUUGAGUAAUUGAAAACCUCAAGCCAAGAAAGAGUGGCAGCUAAAUGUUUAAAAUAUCUUUGAACUUUUAAAGGGUUUAAAGGAAGUUAUUUUUGGGUGGGGGAGAAUUUUUGCCAAAGCAUGACUUUUUUUUUUUUCUUUUUUCCCCCCUUCAAGAGAUUGUAGCAAGAAGUAUUCACUUUGCAGUAAGUUGUGUAUUUCUUGCCAAUACAAGCUUGUCAUACGCAGUGCAGUUCUGCCAUUUCCAACUCGGAAUGCUUUUGGCAGAACUCUAGCUGCUUUAAUAAUAUCAACUGAAGAGGCACUGAAGGUUUUACUUUUGAUCACUUUUCUACUUUUUAUCACUGGAAUUGGCAAAUUAGGAGAAGAGAAGGGGUAAGGGUGGGUAGUAGGGAGAAGCUUUUGGGUUUGCUACUUUUAUCAAGAUAAAUGUUUAUCUGUUGAACUGCGUAAUAUGAAAAUGGCUUGCUAGGUAGACAGCAUUAGGUGUGGUUAGAAGAUUUAAGUCAUUAAAGAUAUCAAUAUUUCCCUCCUUUGACUUGGUUAAUAUAUAAGGCUUUUUUAUUUGGUAAGGAUUACCUACACCCUGGAUGUGUUCAAGGCCAGGCUGGAUGGGGCUUGGAGCAGCUUGGUCUAGGGGGAGGUGUCCCUGCCCAUGGCAGGGGAGUUGGAGCUAGAUGAUCUUUAAGGUCCCUUCCAACCCAGACCAUUCUAUGAUACAGUGAGAUCCUGUAUACUCCUAUUAUGUUGAUGUGUGUUUAUGUGCAUAAGAUGUGUUUUAAUCUUGAUUUUAUUUUUGUAAUUGUAUAUAUUGCAUAAACCUUGCUAAUAUGCAUUGAUUUCAUCUUGUUCUUCAAGAAUAAAGAGUAAACAGAGAUGAAAUCAUCUCAUUAGAAGAGACAAGUUGCAAGUGCAAAAUGCUGGUUUCCUUUGAGACUAACAGGGCCAAUUUGUGUUGGAAGUUGUGGUUUGGUUUUUUUUUUUCUUUUUAAAAUGCUCAUAUAGAGCAUAUUUGCUAAGAAAGCUUAACUUUUCCUGUCUGUGUCCUGUUGCAUAUUGUAUCUUGGAACUAUACAGUAGAAACUUUGCAUUUGUCUAUUACAGUUGUGUAAAGAACAAAAUCACACUGCAUAUAUUGAACAGGAAUUUUUUUAAGGAACCUUCUCAGUCUGGAGCUUGAAUUUCAUAUAGUGGACACGUGUAAAUAUGCUUUCACAUGUGUGAAAACAUACAGUUGAGAAUAUAUAUAUAUAUUGCACUAUAAUGAGAACAGUUUGUCUUGUGUUAUUUUAGAGUUGUCCCAUGUAACUGAGUAGAAGCUUACAGACAGUGGAACACAGUAGCAGUUGAGGUAUGUUGAGGUAAUUGAAUCAUGCAAAUAUAGUACUAAUUAGACUAUUACAGUAUUAUUAAACUUGGUGUGUUUCCAUAAAAAAAGUCUGUAACAACCUUUUGUGCACUCUGAGUGUUCUGUUAUCUCUAUCCCUUGUUAUGAUUAAUUUUAAAAAAUGGAACUUGUUAUUGCCGUCUCGGUAUAGACAAAAUGUCCUUGGAGAAGCUGCUGCUAACGCUGUUCAAAAUGUUUUGAUUAAGGAUAGGGCUGUAAGGCUUGUAAACUACAGUUGCACGUCAAAAAUGACGUAGGAUUUUUGAGAACCAAUUUAAAUUUCAAGCAGGAUGUAUGCCACUCCAAAAACCAGUCCCUGAUGGAUCUAAAUGUGAAUGCUUAAAAGCAAAUAAAAAAAAAAUAAAAAAUGGAGUGGGUUACUUUUGAAAGAGGCUAGAAAUCCAUACAGCCUUUCAAAGCUCCUGUCCUUGAGAUUUGUGUCAAACUUGUAUGUAAGUCUUGGAAUACUCUGUGUAUGCUGCACCUGUGCUGGGCAACACUUGUUAUGUAGGUGUUCUUCAUGGAAAUGUUAUACAGGAUUGUCUUUUAUAUGAAAGUUUGGAAAUUUAUACUAUGGGUAUUUUUACUGAAAUUCCAUAUAAAUUUUGUAUUUAUGA
Molecule: messenger RNA, 3825 nt
Organism: Calidris pugnax (ruff)
Lineage: Eukaryota; Metazoa; Chordata; Aves; Charadriiformes; Scolopacidae
Gene: TMX4
Product: thioredoxin-related transmembrane protein 4
Exons: 9
Coding region: 1-1161 (386 amino acids)
Source: RefSeq, a predicted model, not a curated record